This is a messenger RNA of Plenodomus lingam JN3, 1359 nucleotides long. RefSeq lists its product as uncharacterized. Gene Ontology annotation, cellular component: nucleoplasm. Gene Ontology annotation, biological process: DNA replication-dependent chromatin assembly; CENP-A containing chromatin assembly. The record is from RefSeq and is a predicted model, not a curated record. Lineage: Eukaryota; Fungi; Ascomycota; Dothideomycetes; Pleosporales; Leptosphaeriaceae. Gene Ontology annotation, molecular function: histone binding.
AUGUCGGGAGCGAACAUCCAACCGUUAAGCACCGUCGCUGAAAGCGAGGACAUACCACGAACGAAGGAGAAGCUGGAGGAGCUCUCUAAAGCUGGUUCCAUUCACUACUCCACCAAGAACUUUGCGGCUGCUGCUGAGAACUACGCCAAUGCUGUCGAGAUCCAAGCGGAGCUGAAUGGCGAGAUGGCGCCCGAAAACGCAGAGCUACUUUUCUAUUAUGGACGCGCACUCUACAAAGUCGCAGUCGCCAAAAGCGACGUACUAGGCAACAAGGUCGCACAAGAAGAGAAGAAGAACCCAAAGUCCAAAAAGGCCAAGAAAGCAGCCAAUGGAGAAGGUUCGAGCAGAGUUAUUGCUGAGCAAAAGGAAGAGUCUGUGGAGACGAAGCCAUAUUUUCAGCUGCAAGGAGACGAGAACUGGACGGACUCGGAAGAGGAAGACAUGGAAGAAGCAGAUGGUGAGCAGGAAGAAGAGGAGGAUGACUUUGGGAAUGCAUACGAAGUCUUUGAGCUGUCUCGCGUGCUCUACUCGAGACAAUUGGAAGCUUUGGAAGGUGACGCUGCGGAUAAGGGCAAGGGGAAGGCGGAAUUGAGCCCACAAGCGCGCAAGCUCAAGGAAAGGAUAGCUGAUUGCCAUGGCUUCCUUGUCGAAAUCUCAUUAGAGAAUGAACGUUUCCAUGAUGCCAUCUCAGACGCACGUGCUUCUCUUGCACUACAAGAAGAACUGUAUCCCUUCGAACACGAGAAUGUCACAGAGGCGCACUACUCGCUAUCGCUGGCACUCGAAUUCGCGUCCGUCUCGAAAGUACGCGAAGAUCAGACUGGCAAACAACCCGAAAUCCCAGACACCUCGCAGCCACCUGAAGAUGACAAAGACGGCAUAAAUUGGGAGCUGAGAAAAGAAGCGGCCGAGCAGACGGAGCUCGCCGUAAAGAGCCUUGAAGCACGGUUGAAGAAAGAAGAAGCAGCCUUGGAUUCUGAUAAACUCACGCCCGAGCAGAAGAAAGAGAAGCAGGCUAUCAUUGAAGACAAGAAAGGCAUGUUGGAGGACCUCAAGGCACGCCACAUGGAUCUACAGUCAGAUCCUACCAAGCAGGAAUUCGAUAGCAUAGAUCCUUCUGUCAUGCAAGGUCUUCUCGGCGGCUUACUGGGUGCCGAUGCUGCUACACAAAAGGCAAAGAUUGCAGAGGCGACCAAGUCAGCGAAUGAUGUGACAGGUUUGGUAAAAACUAAGAAAAAGGCAAAAGCACCUGCACCACCAGCUUCGAAUUCCGCAGCGGGAAGCAGUGGCAAGAGGAAGUUGGAAGUUGAUGAAGCUGGGCAAGAAGGGAAGAGAUCCAAGACUGAGGAGCCUGCAUGA